AAACAAAGGCAAACGACACGAAAUUUCGACGCGCGAACUUCGGCUCCCGCCUCGAGUCGAAUAUGAACUCUUUCCCGUGAGCAUAAAUCACCCUUUUUUUGCUCCGGUUUGUUCGUUUUUCCCGUCACCAAGGGACAAAGAGACUCUUCUGAAGUGACCUAAUGCCUUUUGUCUCCCUGCCUUUGUCUCCAUCCUCGCGUUCUCCUCAAAGGCUCUUAAAAUGCCAGUCUACAAGAAGGUUCGCCUCAUCGGCUCUGGUUCUUUCGGCCGAGCGUACCUUGUUCGCGACAAGGACGACGCACAAAAGCUAUAUGUCAUGAAGCUGAUCGACAUCUCGCAGAUGGACGGCAAGACCAGAGACGAUACCUUCAACGAAGCAAAGGUCCUCUCGACGCUUAAGCCGCAUCCUUUUAUCGUGCGGUACCACCAGAGUUACAUCUAUGAAGACCAUUUAUGCAUCAUAAUGGACUUUGCCGCAGGCGGAGAUAUUGCAGCGCGUAUCAAAGAGCAAAAGAAAACAGGGCAUAGAUUCGACGAGAGCCUGAUUACGCGAUGGAUCGCCCAAGCUUGCCUCGGCCUGAACUACUUACAUAGCAUGCAUAUUCUCCAUCGAGACUUGAAGCCACAGAAUCUCUUUUUGACUGCAAACGACGACCUGCAAAUCGGAGAUUUUGGAAUCGCCAAGAUCCUCGAGUCUCCUGCUGCAUGCGCGCAAACAACCAUCGGGACGCCCUACUAUCUGAGUCCAGAAAUCUGCAGAGGGCAAAGCUACUCGCUCCCAUCCGACAUUUGGUCUCUCGGAUGCAUUCUCUAUGAACUCGCUUCCUUCACUGUUCCGUUCCACUCGAAUGAUUUGAAGGGUCUGGUCGACGCCAUCUCCGAGCUUCCCGUGCCGGCAGUGCCCUCCGUGUACUCAGACGAUCUUCGCCAGCUGUGCAAUGACAUGCUGAACAGAGAUCCAUCGAAGCGCCCAACUGCAGCGCAGAUUCUUCGGAUGUCUCCAAUCAAGGUGUGCAGAUUCCACACACGAACAAAGAGAAUGUGCGUAUGCGACCACGCAGCCGUAGUUAAUACCAAACGCCUGUACGUGUGUCGAUCUCCUACCUACGCUUUACACUAA
Toxoplasma gondii ME49 is the source of this 1120-nucleotide messenger RNA. Its product is annotated as NEK kinase. Gene Ontology annotation, molecular function: protein kinase activity; ATP binding. Gene Ontology annotation, biological process: protein phosphorylation. Bases 221 to 1120 code for a protein of 299 amino acids. The record is from RefSeq and is a predicted model, not a curated record. The transcript has 8 exons. Lineage: Eukaryota; Apicomplexa; Conoidasida; Eucoccidiorida; Sarcocystidae.